Molecule: messenger RNA, 7486 nt
Organism: Malaclemys terrapin pileata
Lineage: Eukaryota; Metazoa; Chordata; Testudines; Emydidae
Gene: FOSL2
Product: FOS like 2, AP-1 transcription factor subunit
Exons: 4
Coding region: 841-1812 (323 amino acids)
Biological process (GO): regulation of transcription by RNA polymerase II
Cellular component (GO): nucleus
Molecular function (GO): DNA-binding transcription factor activity, RNA polymerase II-specific; RNA polymerase II cis-regulatory region sequence-specific DNA binding
Source: RefSeq, a predicted model, not a curated record
GACUCCACAUGGUACAGCUCUCAGAGGAGGGGAUGGAUAAUAAGAGUGUGGAGUUGAACUAAUGCCAUUGCACUGACUCAUCCAGGGAGAGCAAAGGAGCUCAGAGAACAAGAUACCAGAGAGACUCUCAGACAGAAAGGGGGGCAGGCGACAAGGGGGGAGAAGAGAGAGACUCACACGGGAGCAGAGACGGGCAGAGGCAGCAAGUGUAAAGAUCAACAAUUCAGGGAGUUUAAAAAGAAAUCAAGAGGUUAAAGUCCUGGACUGAGUCAUCCAGUCCAGUGAGAGCAGGGAACUGGCACUUUUAUAAAGGAUUUAAUUAAAUAGGAGGCAAAGAGCCUCUUGAUUGAAAACUACAGAGCCAGAUAAGCGUUGAAACCAGAACAAAUAUUCACAGGAAGUCUGAAGGAGGGCAAUAGAGACGCGCGUUUUAAGUGUGUGUGUUUAGGUCUCUUUUUCCUCCCCUUUCUCUUCGGAGCAAAUGUAACAGAUUUUAAGACAGAAAGAAACUCUAAAUCAAAGAGAGACGUCUCAUUUACACUUCUUUUUGCGGCAAAUUUUAAAUCCACAUUUUUUUCUGAGUGCACCAAAGACCUCUGGGACUAGAGAGAGUGGCUCUAUUUUGUGAGGUGGUGAAUAUUAUUUCCCCCCCAGUCUUGAGUGGAGGAAAAAGUUGAGGAAAGGGCUUUAUUCUUAACUCUUUAUUUAAAAAAAAAAACACAUCUUUACGGAGUGCAGUUGGAAGGCUGAAAAUAAAAAUCAGGCGAGAGAGGCGGAGAAAUAGAGCGUGUGUGUGAAGGAAAAAAACAUUGUGUUUCUCUCCGGCUUCUACCUCGGAUCAUGUACCAGGACUAUCCCGGGAACUUUGAUACCUCCUCCAGGGGCAGCAGCGGCUCUCCAGGACACCCAGAGACUUACUCCAGCGGCACAGCACAACAGAAAUUCCGGAUAGAUAUGCCAGGAUCAGGCAGUGCUUUUAUCCCCACCAUUAAUGCCAUAACAACCAGCCAAGACCUGCAGUGGAUGGUCCAGCCCACCGUGAUCACCUCCAUGUCGAGUCCCUACUCUCGCUCACAUCCCUACAGCCAUCCUCUGCCCGGCCUGUCUUCAGUUGGUGGACAUACAGCCCUUCAGAGACCUGGUGUCAUUAAAACUAUUGGGACCACAGUGGGCAGGAGGAGAAGAGAUGAGCAGCUGUCACCUGAGGAAGAGGAGAAGCGAAGGAUCCGGAGAGAGAGGAACAAGCUGGCAGCUGCUAAGUGUCGUAACAGGCGUCGAGAGCUAACAGAGAAACUCCAAGCGGAAACGGAGGAGCUGGAGGAAGAGAAAUCAGUGCUGCAGAAGGAGAUCGCUGAACUCCAGAAAGAGAAGGAUAAGCUGGAGUUCAUGCUGGUGGCUCAUGGCCCUGUGUGCAAAAUCAGCCCCGAGGAGCGUCGCACCCCACCAUCUCACAGCCUCCAGACAGUCCGGACUGGAGUGAGUGGAGCAGUGGUGGUGAAGCAGGAGCCGGUGGAAGAAGAGAUCCCAUCCUCCUCUUUGGGCCUCGACAAAGCUCAGAGAUCUGUCAUUAAGCCCAUCAGCAUUGCAGGGGGGUUUUAUGGGGAAGAGCCACUCAACACUCCCAUUGUGGUGACCUCGACGCCUGCCAUCACCCCUGGCACCUCCAACCUGGUCUUCACGUACCCCAGCGUGCUGGAUCAGGAGUCUCCUCUCUCCCCUUCGGAGUCGUGCUCCAAAGCUCACCGGAGAAGUAGCAGCAGCGGUGACCAGUCCUCAGAUUCCUUGAACUCUCCAACCCUGUUGGCCUUGUAACCCCCCUGUGUCCCUCAUUUGCCAGUGCGUUACAUCGCCACCCAGCACUGUGGGGGGGGAAACCUCCUCCACAAGAUUAAAGACAGGCACAAGGGCGUUCAAGCACAAGGGCAGCAAGAGCAAAAGAAGGGGAAAUGUGGCUCCAGGAGCCUCCUGGAGCAGGAAGAACAAGAACAAAUGUAAACUCCAUGGAAGCAGAAAUGGUGAUGGUGGAAAUGACACACCCAGUCCAUCUGGAGAAGGGAAGCUCCCCUCUGGAGGAGCUGCCUAUGGAAACCCCUUCGUGUGUUUAAUGGACUUGGGAAACACACUUGGCCAGGACUGGAGGCGAGCUGUAGAAAAUCACUAGUCACCCCUUACCUUUGUGAACUGAUCUGAUUAGUUACUCUCUGUGCUUAGUUCAUUUUGGUUCGUUGAUCUCUCUCUCUGUUACUGAUCCCAUGACAUUUCAUCCAGUUGAUAUCCACUCUAAAGGCUUGUUAUGAUGUCGGGAGGAGCUGUGGGAAAUUCUUGCUGUUGUCAAGAUGGGAAGUGUUGGGAGGGGUCACAAAUGCUUGGUCACAGGGGUGGCGCUUGUAAGUCAAUAGCCCACAAGCUCAAUGGCAAGGAUGCCAUGAACUGAGGGGAAUAUUUGUUUGGAGGAGUUGGAGGGUGUGAGAUGGAUAUUUUCUCUUCCCCCUCCCCCCUGCUGCAAAGGCCAGGUUAACAGAAUGUCUAGUAAUGGGACCUGGAGUGGUGCCCUGGUAGCUGAUAGGAUACCAGAGUCCGUUUCCACUAGCCGGUGUCUUUGGCAGCAUUUCUCCUGUAAUUAGUGUUUGUCGAAUCUGCUGCUGGACCCUUUGUUUCCUUCACCCUGGCUACCUGCCACCUUGGGCGCAAUGCAUCCUGCUCCUCCUCCUCAGAGUGCCUGACUCAGAUGCUGAUUCCACUCCAUGGGCAAACCCUUCUUCCUCAGCCCGUAUUUCCAGAACAUAUCACUGACGAGGAAGUGACAUUCCAGUGCAUCCAGGAAAGAGAUUUACUAAGAACGAAAGGGUGAAGUUGCCUGGAUGUUCUCUUGUCACCCAGGCAACAAUGCAGUUUGCAUCUCUGCUGUCUUUCCUUCUCUGUAUCAUUGCACCUUGAUUCCUAGCCCCUGUUGUAUUUUGCUACUUGCUGGGUUGGGGGAUUUUUAAUUCUGGUAUUCAAGACAAGCAGAGCCUCUGCCCCUAACAGUGAGUCCUCUGUCUUCUCCUACACAGGGUCUCAGCUGACAGUGCAGAGUGCACACAAUGGGCAUGGCCAUUUAAAAUUAAUGUUCGCCACUGAAAAUAGUGAUAUGCUUAACCUCAACUCCUCUGGAGCCAAGUCCAACUCCUACUGAAGUCGAUGGCACUUGCACGCCGUGCUCAGGUGCACCAUUGGUUUUUCCAAGAUUGAGUGCAUGGAUGUUGGGUCAGGCUCCUGGUGUAGUAGCCGAGAGUUGAUUUCAGUGCAUUCAAAGAGUAUCUCCAUUAGUCUAAGCUCGUUGAAGCUGCUGUGUCAGCAUAUCUAAUUGGGUGUGGUAUAAUCUUUGGUUUAUCAAGUGAAAUCUGGGUAUGCUCUGAAUUAGGCUGGACUGUGGAGAAAUCUUUGGUGCAAUGUUCUAUUUUAGGGCCCAAUCCUGUGAGAUGUUGAGCACCCUCGGGUCCUACUGCCUCUAUUGGGAUUUAACAGUACUCAGCACCUCAGAGGUUUGGGCUUUUACGUAGCAAUCAUGGAUUCUAUCAGACCCUCACUGUUAUAUCAGUUUUAAAGGGAUACUGUCUGAAUAUAGGUUUUCUUUAAAACCAAACCAAACCCACAUAUUUACAAAACUUGCCAGGAACAGAAAUGUUUUAGUGACUUGUUCAUGAAACUGAAAUUCAUUGAUUCUGUUUUUUCUUAAUUAUUUGACCAUUCCUUACUUUAUGCUAGUGCCAGAGACUCAAAACUGAUUAUAGACCAAAAGUAAAACUAACCAGUUAGUUUCAUUGUCCUUAGUUGAAGUGCAAAACUUAACUGAUUAAUGGAAAUAAAGGUAAAUGAUUUUAAACAUUUUUCAAUAAGUAGCCCAGAGAAGAUUCUGUUUUUAAUAAUUUUUUUAGCUAGAAAGUGUCACUUCAAGAUAAACUCUGGUUUCUGUCCUUUUUUGUUUGUUUGUUUGUUUUCUUCUCAGUUUACAAGAUGUUCAUUUAGGCUGAUCUAAAUCACAAAUCUGGGGUCACUCAGUAACAUUUCUCCUAUGUUUCAUUUCCACUCAUGCAGGGCAGAAGAUAUUAACAAGCCGUGAUUCCUAAACGCAUGUAAUUUCUCCCUGGGCCAGUUGACCUGACCCACUGUUCUGCAGGGACCUCCCUAGAAUUAAUUCAUGAUUAGCAUACCCAUUAAGAAGAACUGAGUAGGUACCUGUUUUCCCAUCUUUCUGAGGAUUACAAAACUGGUAGCGUGUGAGCAAAAGGCUCUUCUAAAGUCUCCUUAGUACCAAACUGAAUCUGUGGUGUCUUGAAAAAUAACUUGUCCCAUCUUCUAAUGUGACUUCAGGUGAUGCUCACAAUCCCAUCAGCUAUCUAUUUGAUUUGGGAUCAGACAAUCCUUUUCAUUACUGUGGAGGGGUGGUGAGAAAUCUGUCCAAGAGUGGAAGACCUGGCCAGCUUUUUUGAGCAAUCAGGGUAGCAAAAUAGAAUGUUUCUGAAAGAAAUUUUCAAGUGUCCUUUCCCCUGCCUAUAAAACCCUCUUUUGCCAGCCAUCAAGAGUUAGUCCCAGAAAUGAGAAAUUAUCUUUUUUCACAUCUGGAUUGCUUUCUAUAAGAUGUCUCAAGUUUUUUUCCCCCCCUCCAGAUAUCACAUCCUCUUCUGCUUAAUUGGGCAAGUUUGGGCCCAAACUUAAUUGGGCCUUCCUCUGCAGCAUGUGGCCUGGGUCACUUGCAGGUUUAAGCUAGUGUAAAUGGGGGGUUCUCUGUAACUUGAAGUCUUUACACCGCGAUUUGAGACUUGAGUAACUCAGCCAGAGGUUAGGGGUCUAUUACAGGAGUGGGCACGUGAGAUUCUGUGGCCUGAAAUGUGCCGGAGGUCAGAUUAGAUGAUCAUGAUGGUCCCUUCGGACCUCAAAGUCUGAGUAUUGGCCUGUGUCUGUCUCUCCUCCAAGCCAUAGAAUCCCACUCCUCAUCUCUGUGACAUGGGCAUACAUCCAAGGGAGAACCAGGCUCCUCUUUAGGCCUAGUUCAUUGAGAUGUUACUCAAAGGAGCCCCAGCCUCCUCCCUGGUGCUCACCUUCCUCCUGCCCUCACUGUUCCCCUGGUUUUGAUCUUUCAGUGAGCACUUCAGAGCUGAGCCUGAGGUGACCCCUUAGGCCGUGCGUUUGUGACCGUUAGAAGCAGAGGAACCCUUUUCUAAUAUCUGAAAAUACCUUGGACAACUUGUCAGUUGUGCCCGUUUUUAUAGUUGUGUAUCUUAUAAAUUAAAACAAACAGAAAACAAGAGGGGAAAAUCCAGAAGCUCUGCAGCCUUUUCCAUCUGCUUGCUUUGCACCCCUCCUUCAGAAACCCUUCAGGGAAUCCCAGGUUAAGAACCUCUGUUGUUAGGCCACAGGGCUUGUGCAUUCCACUUGAGUGGAGGCUUCUCAGGGCAGGUAAUCUUGGCUUUGCUUACUCUGUUGCAAAUCAGACACUGCAUGACCUCUCUGCUGAUGUGAGCUGGCUCUGGAUUCAUCUUUUACCGUUUCAUCUGUCCUCUUUCAGAUAAUGACAUGCUCCACCAUUUUGCAACCAGGAAUCUCCAUGCAUACCUGUGUCAUGGUGCUUUCUAAAUGUGCAGUGUCUUCAAAUGUUCUCUUUGUGGCUGGGGACAUAUUGCAACUAGAGUCUGAUCCAAAGGCUAUGUAAAUCCAUGGGCAUCUUUCCACUGACUUCAACAGGCUUUGGACCAGUCCUCCAGUGUCUGGCCCCAGCUCAGUACAGCACUUGAGCACAUGUUUAAAGUGUGCAUGCAUCUGACGAAGUAGGUAUUCACCCACGAAAGCUUAUGCUCCAAUAUGUAUGUUAGUCUAUAAGGUGCCACAGGACUCUUUGUCAUGUUUAAAGUAAAUCACUCCUGAAUUGGAGGAGCAGCAGCAAAGGAAACAUAAAUCAAAGGCAACAUUCUUUCAACCUCCACAUGCUUUUUCUCAUGCUGAUUUCACCCCCACUUCCCACCCCUCCCAGUUCUGGCAUGGCCCCUAUCUAUUCCUUCCUCUUUGGUGAGGGGGCUGACUAAGUCUGAAAGCUGAGUGAUAGGCCUGGGACCAACCUGCUGGGGGUCAAUAGUUUGGGUUGUUGUUUUUUUUUUAAUAUUAUUUAAAUGAUCUAUUACAUUCAUCUGAACUCUUCAUUUUGCUGCUUUCUGUAUGUAUGAUCCACCUGGCCUUCAUCCUAAAAAAGCCUAGUAUCUCAUUAUUUAUUGGCAGGCAAACAUUUUGUGUCUGCUCCAACAGAUCUGCCCACCAUUAAUUUAACAUCCUCCCAACUCAUGUUCCUGUUUUGGUUUGGUUUUUUCCAACUCUAAAGCAGAAUUCUGAAAUGUUUUAAAAUAAUAAUUUCCACAGUGACCAUUACAAGAUCAUUCUCGUCAGAAAGGCCAGAUCAAAUGCUUUAAGAAAGGAGGGAACAAUUUACAUUUUAUUUCUUAUUUAUUUGUCAUGUUUACAUCUCUUUCUCUGUUCCAGACCUGGAUAUAAUAAUGAGAGCAUUAAAAAUACUUCAUUUGUCUGGUUUUGCUGGUUAAUAAUGCUUUUUUCUUUACUUAAAAAGAAAAAAACAAGAUUCCCGAAUUAUUUUUUUCUUGUCUGUAUAAAAUGUAUAAAGAGAUAUUUGUUUCUAAAGAUGCAUUAUCACUCCUUUGUGAACAGUAGCUGGAGCUGGGGACAAAUCUCAGAGUACAAGAUGAUAAUAAAAAAAUCCUAUCCUGUUCUACUUAAUUGUUCUCACCGUAUGAUUAAAGGGUUAUUCCACUUUCUUGUUUGUGGUUACUUGAUAUUAAAAAUGUGUAGAAACUAGGUAUCUGAUUGUUUUUGCUCAAUGAGAGGAUAAAAUGUUGUGUAUAUAUUUAGAUAUACUGUGUAGUUCAAAGUAACAUCAAUAAGGGAUAGUGCAUCUUUAUUAGAGCAAUAAGUUACUAGUGUCAACUGAAGUCUACUUUAAGAUCCUUGAAGAAAACGGCCUGAUUCUGAUUCCAUUUGCAUGUGUGUACAUCAGGAGUAACUCCUCUGAAAAGGGAAUAAGUGGAGUUACACUGGUAUAAAACUGUUGAGAGAAAUUGGAAUCAGGCCCCCAAGAUCAUCCAAAUCUGUGGAGAUCUAUGUAUGUUUGGGGCACCAUUAUCUCUCCCCCUCCCUCCACCCAAAAAAUUUAGAUAAUGAUUUUUUUUUUCUUUUUGUCUGGGGUGUAAUGAUUCCUAUCAAGAAGGUUUUUAAAGGCGACUGCUAAAUUGGGACUCUUUGCUCAUUUUGAUCUUUGUAUAGUUAUUGCGAUCAUGGAAAAUCUUGGCUCUGAAGCAAUCUCUCUGGUGUUGUCUCUUUUCUGUUGUUAUUUUACUGUAAUACAGGCCUACAGUAUUUGCACUAAAACAAAAAGCUUGUUAGAGAAAGCUUGCUGCUAUGAAAGAAAGAACAUAUUAAAACAGUUUUGCUUUUACAAUUUUAA